AUGACUGACUGCUAUUCAAAUCGUGUGUCAUCACUCCCGAUUGAUACUCUGCUUGAAUUAAGGUGUCUAUCAUCUGGAUCGUUCUUAAUCGUUUUUUCAAUAAGAAAUAAUACAUCAAAUGAUCUCUUCGGCUGGACUAUUAUCGCCAGUCUUGUACCGCCAACGAUGGCAAAAUCGAACAUAGGAUCGUUCUCCCAAAGUAUUACCAUGGAGAGUUUAAUGUCUGGAGAAGAGUUUUCGUCGGAAAUAUUUUUUCCUCAGUCU
Molecule: messenger RNA, 264 nt
Organism: Ostertagia ostertagi
Lineage: Eukaryota; Metazoa; Nematoda; Chromadorea; Rhabditida; Trichostrongylidae
Source: the annotation of a GenBank genome assembly